UUUUAUUGGUACUCAGGACAAUGGCGCAAGAAAUACGUAGGCAGACUGAGAUCAGACCUAUAGGGAUCGAUAUGGGAAUAUCGUAUUCAGCAUCGGGAUCGAGUUAUAUUACCCUAGGAGACACUAUGGUAAAGGCUUGUGUCAAUGUGCCUAGACCAUGUGGAAAGCGGCUACUACAGGAAGUCGGCAUACUGUCCAUUGAAGUGCGAUACAGCAAACCGCAUAUACCAAGCUCAAGCGACGCUGACUUGAGGCAUGUAUUAACUGAGUUGUUCGAGAGGCACGUUAUACUAUCUCGGUACCCGCGGCAGUUGAUAGAAGCCUGGGUUACCAUAGAAGAGGAUGCCGGUGGCCUCUUCGGGGCGUGCGUAACAGCACUGAGCCUCGCCUUCGCUGACUGUGGGAUACAAAUGUUAGACAUAUUGGCUGCAACUUCCGUGUUUGCUUACGAGCUGGAUGGUAUACUGACAGUCGCCGUCGACCUUUCAUCGGAGCAAGUGGCGGCUUACAAGACCAAGGACCCCGGGAUAACGCAACUACACCUUGCACAUUGCCCUAAUCUAGACGUAGUGGCGUAUUUAAUGCAAACUGGACAACACAGCGACGAAGCCGUGAUUCAACAGAUGCUAACACUGGCACGUGCAGGGUGUAACCUGGUAUUUAAUGAAAUAAAGGCCGCCGCGAAAGGGUAUACCGAGUGGCUGUCUGAACAGGCCGCGCAAGAUAACACCCCGGGGUAAUCCAACACCUAAGGGCACCAUAUACCCCAAAGGUAUCUAAAAACC
Molecule: messenger RNA, 785 nt
Organism: Babesia bovis T2Bo
Lineage: Eukaryota; Apicomplexa; Aconoidasida; Piroplasmida; Babesiidae
Product: 3' exoribonuclease family domain 1 protein
Exons: 5
Coding region: 21-740 (239 amino acids)
Biological process (GO): U4 snRNA 3'-end processing; rRNA catabolic process; poly(A)-dependent snoRNA 3'-end processing
Cellular component (GO): nuclear exosome (RNase complex); nucleolus; cytoplasmic exosome (RNase complex)
Source: RefSeq, a predicted model, not a curated record